AUGUCCAGUAAUUUCAGACUGCUGGUGAAGAAUGCCGAACAGGUGGUUCUGAUCUGCAACAAUGGAGAGAAGUACAUGAUGAAACAUGAGAUGCAAAAUCUUUGUGUGAUUGAAAAUGGGAGCGUAGUAAUAGGAAGUGAUGGGCUGAUUAAAGCUGUGGGGCCUGCUGAAAUCAUCAGAGCCCAGUAUCCAGAGACGUCCUUUGACAAAGUGAUUGAUGCUGCAGGAAUGUGUGUCCUGCCAGGGUUGGUGGACGCCCAUACCCAUCCGGUCUGGGCUGGUGACAGAGUGCAUGAAUUUGCAAUGAAGCUUGCAGGUGCCACCUAUAUGGAUGUGCACCGGGCCGGCGGAGGGAUCCACUUCACAGUGGAGCACACUCGAGCUGCCAGCUCCUCAGAGCUGCUGGCCUCCCUCAGCAGCAGGUUGGUCCGGAUGCAGCGAGCAGGUACAACCCUGGUGGAGUGUAAGAGCGGAUACGGCCUGGAGCUGCAGACUGAGCUCAAGAUGCUGGAGGUGAUCGAGGCGGCCAGAUGCACCCUGCCCAUCAACAUCUCCUCAACCUACUGCGGAGCCCAUGCAGUGCCCAAAGGAAAGACGGUUGCUGAAGCCACAGAGGACAUCCUGCGUGUUCAGCUGCCACGUCUGAAAGAGAAGAUGUCUGCUGGGACUCUCAGCGUGGACAACAUAGACGUGUUCUGCGAGCAGGGAGUGUUUGACCUCAGCUCUACUCACUCCAUCCUGCAGGCUGGUAAAGACAUGGGCCUCAACAUCAACUUCCACGGAGAUGAGCUUCAUCCCAUGAACUCUGCUCAGCUGGGUGCAGAGCUUGGAGCUUUAGCCAUCAGUCACCUGGAGGAGGUCACAGACGAGGGGAUCGCUGCCAUGGCAACAGCAAAAACCGCUGCUGUCCUCCUGCCAACUACAGCUUACAUCCUGCGGCUGCCGCAGCCUCGGGCCAGAGACAUGCUGGAAGCUGGAGUAAUCGUUGCCCUCGGCAGCGACUUCAACCCCAACGCCUACUGCUGCUCCAUGCCGUUAGUCAUGCACCUGGCCUGUGUCAACAUGAGGAUGUCCAUGCCGGAGGCUUUGGCUGCGGCCACCAUCAACGCAGCCUACGCCCUCGGGCGCUCCCACACACAUGGCUCCCUGGAGAUGAAAAAACACGGAGACCUGCUGAUCCUGAACACCACACGCUGGGAGCAUCUGAUCUACCAGCUUGGAGGACAUCAGGAGCUAAUCCGUUACGUCGUCAUUAAAGGCAACGUCGUCUAUGACAACGAGAAAACGUUGGAUUUAUAACCGGAACAUAACUUCCUGCUGAGUCAUUCAGGUUACUAAAGGUACUAUACUAAUUAUACUGACGGCUACAACUGAGAUUUUAAG
This is a messenger RNA of Chelmon rostratus (copperband butterflyfish), 1383 nucleotides long. It is a transcript of the gene amdhd1, whose product is annotated as amidohydrolase domain containing 1. Lineage: Eukaryota; Metazoa; Chordata; Actinopteri; Chaetodontiformes; Chaetodontidae. The record is from RefSeq and is a predicted model, not a curated record. The transcript has 9 exons. Gene Ontology annotation, cellular component: cytoplasm. Gene Ontology annotation, molecular function: imidazolonepropionase activity. Bases 1 to 1299 code for a protein of 432 amino acids.